Molecule: messenger RNA, 2785 nt
Organism: Vidua macroura (Pin-tailed whydah)
Lineage: Eukaryota; Metazoa; Chordata; Aves; Passeriformes; Viduidae
Gene: FSIP1
Product: fibrous sheath interacting protein 1
Exons: 14
Coding region: 189-2156 (655 amino acids)
Source: RefSeq, a predicted model, not a curated record
CCUCCCUGCCUGACUUCCUCUCUGCCUUCUUGCCUCCCUGCCUGUCUGUGCCUCCCUGCUUUCCACCCUGCCUCCCUGCCUGCUUUCCUCCCCGUCUCCCUCCCUCCCUGCCUCCCUUAUACUGAAAUAAAGACUUGUAUUCAUUUGAGCCUUUUGAGAAUUGCCAGCAAGUGUCAUGAUGCACUGAGAUGUUGAAUUCCUGUGAAUUCACACAGGUAACAGUGGAUAUUACAAGCAGGAGCUUGGAUGAAAUUUCAAGGCCUGCAUCUAGCUCUAGACCUAAUUGUAGAUCUUUAAAUACAUCCAUGGAUUUAUUAACACCAGAACCAUGUUUGCAAAAGGUUGAUUCACCUGUCAGUUUGGCUGAUGGUUAUCAGAGAGACAGUCUAGAAGUUGGCUGUCCAGCAGAAAACAAAGGUGAUGACAGAGAUAAAUCUGAUGUCCAGGAAAUAAGAACUGAUCAGCAAACAGUGGAGAGCAUGACCUUCUCUCUUCACAAGUAUCUGUGGAAUCCUGAUGAGUUGUCAGGAUGUAGCUCUAAUUCAGAUUCUCAGGAUGAAAGCACUGAAACACAGAUGUCGAAAUUCUGUGAACUUUCCCCAGGACAACCAAGUAAUGCAAAGUCAGAUUUUACUUCACAAACUUUGAAACCCUGUGAACCUUCCCCAGGAAAACCAGACUCUUCUGACUUGGAAUGUUCUGAAGACACAGAUAUAAAUGCUCAGAUUCAAGCAGCUAUAAAGAAAAUGAAUAAACUUGACACAAUACUUGAAAAACAGAGUUUUAAAGAAAAAGUAGUUAAAAAGCGAGGCAGAGAAAUGAGAGCAAUGCUCUGGGAAGAACUUCAGUGUAUCAGCACCACAGGAAGCCACGAGGAGGUGGAAAACACAAACCAGUUUUUAGCUGUGUUCUCCUCAUGGCAUGAUACAGCUGAUACCUCCCAUGCUAAAGAAGAUGAAAUAUGUACUUCAGUAUUUCACACACACACAAAUCCUGAAGGUUAUGAUUGCCAUAAAGCCCAAGAAAACCAGGAUAAUCCAAGUGAAUUAGAAACAGAAAAAACAGCAGAAAAAAUGCAUAGCAAAAAUGAAACCAACCAGCAUUUCAUUAAAAAGAACAUUGAGCUAGCAAGGGAUUCAGGAAACCAAUUUGUUAUGCUUGAGGGAGAAAGGAAAAGGCUAACUGAACUAUUGAAAGAUACAGAAGAUGGAUCUGAAUUGCAAGAUCUUGAGGAUAAUGUAGCUGUCUGGCAGGCACCAGGAGAAGGGUACACACCUGAACUGAUGGAAUUUCAUCUCCUGCAUGAGAUAGACAGUAAGCUUCAACUGCUGCUAUCUGAUGGGGAGUUUCCUGCUCUUUCCAGCUCUAGCUCAAGAUGUUCAAGCCAGAUAUAUCAGGAGCCUCUGGUUUAUGCAAAUAGAAGCCUAGAAACAAUUCCAGGUGAGAAGGUUCUACGGGACAAUAAGGAAAAGCGUGAUCAACAGAAUCGUCUGAAAGAAAUAGAUUAUCAGCUGGAAUGCCUAGGGAGAAGUCUUACUGAAGAACAAACGAGCCUCUCUGAAGAGCAGCUUAAGACCCUUCUGGAAGAAUGUAUGCAGCCUCAGAGAACAAUAAGUAACGUUACCAUGCCACAGUCUCAGGAAUCUCUUUCUUUUGGAUUAAGUCCCCCUUGUUACACAAGUCAAGACUCCACUCUUCACUCCACAUCUAGUCUUUCCAAAAUGUUAGUUGAAGACCAUAUUGUAGGGAUGUUAAUGGCUCAGGAAAAGGCUGGACUCGAAGACAAAAGCUUAUGUGUUAAUGCAGAGAGCAAAAUCCCUGGCUACUAUAUCAGCAAAGCAUUGGCUGGUAGUCACUUAUCAAAGGAUUCACUGGCCCAAACAGAGGAACCUGAUGACCUAGAAGGUUUACAGAAGAUGGAAGAUAAGAGUAUUACUGAAGGUUACUUUAUGUCAAGAGCACUCAACACAAAAAGAUUGAAGAAACCCUCUUUCUUGGGUGAACCAUUAUAUUGCAUCAGCAUGAACAAUGAGCCAUGCACAGAGGCUGACAUUCUCAGCAUACCACUGCAAACCAAAGGAGGUGACUCAGUUCUGUCUGAAGAAAUUAGUCCUGGACAUAGGCCAAAAGUUUGCAGGAGCUUGCAGUCUGUCUGACUCAGAGUCCUGACUCAGUGAAGCAUCCCAUUACUCAGUUUUUUGCCCCGGGGCUGUCUGUUGGCUGGACCCCUGGUUUGCUUGAAGGCUGGAAUUGCACAAGUGUUCUGCUGGAUGAGAACAUCAGCACUAGUCUGCUCAGGUCUGCCUGAUUCUUGUCUGGGAAGACGGUAACCACACAGCAAACAUCUUCUAGCUAAGAAAUGCAAUUAAAUGAGGAAAGGUGGCAGCCCCUGGUAAAGGCUUGGUGGGAGUAAAAGUGGAGGAAUUCAGAAGUUUGCCUUAGCAGCUACUGGGUUGUGAAACCGUAUAGUGAUGGGGGAAGGGUAAUGCAGCUGGUUUGCAUUUGAGAGAAUAGUAACAAUUCAUUACAGGUUUUUGAUUGUCUAGUAUUUUUUCCUGAUUUUUCUCUUAUUUACUCAGCUGAUGGUUGGUUUCCCAUUUCAUGUGCUGCAAUGUCAGAAUAAGAAAACAUUAUUAAAAAAACAUGGUUCAUUUUUGAAAGUCUUUUUGAGUGGGGAAAGAUACUCUAGCAAAGAAGACUCAACAGAUUUAUUCCAUUGACAAACUCUCAUGUGACUUCUUGACCUAAAAGGACAAAUUAUUUCUCAGAUCCUAUACCUAUAGUC